UUACCAACGGUUCGGUUCGGUGCGGUUUGAUUUCCUCCCCAAUGCGGUGUCUUCUUUGGCUAUUGUCCUUGUGGAUUUCGGGACUUUUUUGGCCGAAAAGUCAUGGCCAGCUGAUACGCAUUCCAAUGCAAUUCCAGGCCUCAUUCAUGGCCAGUCGUCGGCAACAGAGUGCGGGUAGAAGGUCCCUCUUGGCCAAGUACAAUGUGAUUGGUGGGCCGGAUGUAGCUUCGAGGAAUAGUGGAGCUACGGAAACGUUAGAUAACCGUCUGAAUCUGGAGUACGCCGGUCCUGUCAGUAUUGGCACUCCGGGCCAGCCCUUCAAUAUGCUAUUUGAUACUGGGUCGGCUAAUCUUUGGGUUCCCAGUGCCGAAUGCUCGGCCAAGAAUUUGGCCUGCCAACGACACCAUCGCUAUAACUCCAGUGCCUCAGCGAGCUUCGUUCCGGAUGGCAGGAGAUUUGCCAUAGCCUACGGCACUGGGAGCUUGUCCGGAAGACUGGCCAAGGAUACAGUGUCGAUUGGACAGUUGGCAGUGCAAAAUCAAACCUUUGGAAUGGCCGUCCAUGAGUCGAGGGACACUUUUACUGACACAAACUUUGCAGGCAUUGUCGGACUGGGUUUCCGGUCUAUCGCUGAGGAAAAGAUAACGCCACUUUUUGAGAAUAUGUGUGAUCAACACUUGGUGGAUAACUGUCUCUUCUCGUUUUAUCUCAAGCGGAAUGGUAGCGAAAGAAAAGGCGGCGAGCUUCUUUUUGGCGGUGUGGAUGCCACUAAAUUCUCCGGUUCUUUGACCUACGUGCCCUUAACUCAUGCAGGUUAUUGGCAAUUCCAAAUGGAUGGCGUCGAAAUCGGAGGCACGGUUAUCAGUCGACAUCGCCAAGCCAUUGCGGAUACGGGGACUUCUUUAUUGGCAGCUCCUCCCAGGGAAUAUCUGAUCAUCAACAGUCUGCUCGGCGGAUUACCUACUACGAAUAAUGAAUAUCUUUUAAACUGUUCUGGACUUGAUAAGCUACCCGAGAUUGUUUUUAUUAUUGGUGGGCAACGGUUUGGAUUACAGCCCAGGGAUUACGUUAUGCAGGCCACGGACGACGAUGGUACUUCCGUGUGCUUAUCCGCUUUUACACUAAUGGAUGCAGAGUUUUGGAUUUUGGGCGAUGUCUUUAUAGGAAGGUAUUAUACCGCUUUUGAUGUCGGCCAACGCCAAAUAGGUUUUGCUCCCGCAGCUUAGGCAUUUCAUUUAGUAUUGUAAUAGGUUAACAUCUGUUCUACUUGCAAAACUCAACUUGGACUUAAAGUGAGAGCACAGUGAGCUUCAGUAAAUUGGCCACGGAGAGAAAAUUGUUAAAAACCUGUUUGUGAAAAAACAGCUGACCAGCUCACGUUCAGGUUCGACGAGCCCAUCAAAUGAAACA
Drosophila bipectinata is the source of this 1410-nucleotide messenger RNA. Its product is annotated as lysosomal aspartic protease. Gene Ontology annotation, biological process: cell death; proteolysis. The record is from RefSeq and is a predicted model, not a curated record. Lineage: Eukaryota; Metazoa; Arthropoda; Insecta; Diptera; Drosophilidae. Gene Ontology annotation, cellular component: lysosome. Gene Ontology annotation, molecular function: aspartic-type endopeptidase activity.